Messenger RNA from Osmerus eperlanus (European smelt), 2373 nucleotides. RefSeq lists its product as uncharacterized. Lineage: Eukaryota; Metazoa; Chordata; Actinopteri; Osmeriformes; Osmeridae. The transcript is spliced from 12 exons. Gene Ontology annotation, molecular function: oxidoreductase activity, acting on paired donors, with incorporation or reduction of molecular oxygen, reduced ascorbate as one donor, and incorporation of one atom of oxygen. The coding region runs from base 210 to 2243 and encodes 677 amino acids. The record is from RefSeq and is a predicted model, not a curated record.
AAGUGCACGGCAUGCCCAUCAAAUGAAUACUUCCUUAAAGUAAACAAGGAAGCUAAAGGACUCGAAAGGAGACAGAACAUUGUCCACUAAAGCCAUAUAUGUAUGCGCUUUUUACUGUAAUGGCAAUAUUGAAACAGCCGGCUCUUUUAGGAUAUAUACGGAUGUGGGUACGGUUAUCUGCUAGACAUUAGCGGAUAUAUUGCAGAAACAUGGUUUGGUUAUCUUCAGAAAGUCUGGUGAUAUGUUUCUUCAUGACAGCUCAUGUGAUACCCGUUGAGUCGAGAUUGAAGCGUAUUAAGUCAACACAAUUGGAUGACAACGAGGGUGCAUUCCUUUCAUCCAAUAUUUUCGGCAACUCUGUUGAUUUAAGAUCAAAAAGAACACCAAAAGUUACGGGAUUCGAGCCGGGGGAUAAGGCGACAGAUUUCAAAGUGACAACCCUGGAUGGAGAAUUUGUUUACCCCCCUCCAACAGAAACGCAAGGGUCACUAAUAAUUCAUGCCUUUACCAACAAAUCAGGUUUUUUGGAAUGCAUGUGGAACUCAGAAUCGUCGCUAGUUAGCUUAGUUCAGGGACUACCCGAAACCACCCAAGUUCUCUUCUUGUCACUUGAUGACUCCAGCGUCAGUGACGCGCUAUGGAUGAGGGAACAAGUUCACGGCGUGGCGAUGAAAAGAAAAAAGGAGAUCUUGUCCAGGUUGCAUUUCUCUCCGGUGCCAGUAUUUGCUUUGGGCAACUGGAUUCCCAGUGUUCUGUACUCCUGGGGCUGUACAGGACACAACUGUGGUCUUUCUCAAGCUGUUUUCUCCUCCCCAUUGUGGAAGAUGCCUGUGAUUGUCAAGAGACUCGAUGCUAGAUAUGAUUGGUUAACGGGUCGCUGGGGGCAGAGGACAAACCAACUUAUUUACGCAGGCAACGGAUGUGAGCCUUCCCCUUCUGUCACAGGGGCUGUUGCCUGGGUGUCUGAGGGCAACUGCUCUUUUUUCACCAAGGUGCAGAACAUGGCCAAAUCCAAUGCGUCAGGUGUCCUUGUGUAUGCCCUUCGUGGUAGUCCGAUCAAGGAUAUGAACUGUGUGGCAGAUGAGUGUUUUGAACCAAUAGGCAUACCCGCUGCCAUGGUGCAUCUGGAGCCAUCAGUAGCCCAGGCCCUGUUACAUGGACAGCUGGUGAAUGUGUCUUUCCAGACGACCCCUUCCCCAAACUUCUUCUUUGGCAUUGACCAGCAGGGGUCUCUCUCUGAGAUGGGCUGGUUCCUCUACCCCACCUUCAAAUUCAUCAACUGGCAGGCACAAUGGCUUGACUACUACGAUAGUCUUCAGAAUCGACUGCAAAGCCCUGCGAAGGUGGUCUCGGUGUAUGAUAAGGCCCAAAUGCAGGGGGAGGAAGGCGCGGUCAUUACCUUGGACAUGCCAUCUGACAUGUUAGAUUUUGACAUGCUGGAGCUGGACACGUCUCUGUCCUGUCCUGGGCAGAGAGACAGCACCUGUGCCCACUGGGAUCACACUGUGCAGCUCUAUGUGUGCUGCGAUCAUUUUAGUCUCUACUGCAACAUGGAGUUGGGCCGCUGGAUAACACCGUUUCGCAGGGGAGCGGGACGGUGGCUCACUGACGUGUCCCCACUGCUGCCACUGUUGAACAGUGGGAGGUGUACAUUUACAAUGAAGACAGUGGCCUGGGCAAUGCCCUGGGUGGUUUCACUGAACCUUCGAUUUAGUCACAUCAAUCAAACAGGUAAUCCUCGAGACAAGCUUUAUCCUUUCAAACUGCUGUCAUUGUAUCGUGGGGGAACCUUUGACAAAAGCUACAACAAGAAAUAUGAGCCAAUAAAGUUCACUGUUCCUGCCUCCACCAAAAAGGUGGAGUUGUAUUCAGUGAUUACAGGCCACGGGAGUGAUGAGAAUGGCUGUGGGGAGUUCUGUGUGACAUCACACCACUUUUUGGUCAACGGAGUGUUCAACAACACCCGUAUAUUUGACUCUGCAGGUUCAGCACUGGGAUGUGCCAUGCGGGUGGGAGAGGGAGCUGUUCCCAAUGAGCAUGGCACAUGGCUAUAUGGGCGUGGAGGCUGGUGUGACGGACUACAAGUCAAUCCCUGGAGGAUCAACAUCACAAAUCAGGUGGACAUUAGUGGAUAUGAAGCCAACACCCUCUUGUACUUUGGUCUGUAUGGUGGAAAGGACCCAAAUCCUGCACGUGAUCCAGGCUAUAUCGUCAUGUUCUCGUAUCUUGUAUUCUACAAGUAAUCUCAUGUGAAACACUGAAUGAUGUGAAUGUAAAUUUAGUUGAAAUCUGUGUCAUUGUGAAUGUCAGCCAAUCGUAAGCAAAUAUUCAUUUUCAAAUCUGACUUGGAGACUUACUUUUUUUUCUGUAGUU